AUGAAUUUUUCCUCAGUUACGCCGACACCAGCUAUCCAUCUGCAGGUCCCCCUUAUUAUUCAUAUCAUGUAUGGUAUUCUAUCCAAUAUUGCAAUAAUCGGUAACUUAUUAGUAUUAAUAGUAAGUAUUCAUUCAAGAUCGGUCAUAAAAGGUCCUCUACAUACUUUAAUAUUUUGCCUAGCAAUUAUGGAUAUGAUGACAGGUAUAGUCGCUUUUAUAACACCAGGUUUUGCUUUUGCUUAUGAUACAUUCCCGUACCCAAAUGGUACUGCUGGAUUACUCUAUUGCAGAUUAAUUGAUUCAGAAUAUUUUUUCUUCUCCUUUGGAUUUGUCUCUAUUUACAUCGUUUUACUUAUAAGCCUUGAACGAUGGUGUGCGAUUGCUAAACCAUGGCGCUAUCAAAUUGUUUUUUCAGUCAAAAAUUGUAGAAUAACCGUUUUAAUUAUAGUUGUACUACAAUUAUCGUUAACACUGGAAAAUACGUUGAAUAUGAACCAUAAAAGUGGAAAUAUACCACCAUGUAUAUGGGGCUCUAUUUUCGCUGAUGCAUUAGCAAGAAAUGUCUUUUUUAUUGUUAUGGAAACUAUACGCUUAUUUAUACCAGUAUGUAUAAUUGUAUUGUGUUAUCUUGAUAUUGCUCGACGACUACUCUCUAGAGCUAAAAUCGGUCAUACAGAAAACACUAUCAAAGCAGCAGCACGUCGGCGUGCAACAGUUAUGGCAUUUUCAGCUUCAAUAAUGUUGAUUAUAUGUUGGCUGCCCAAUGAAUUAUAUUUUACACUUUAUCAAUUCAAAGUCAUUGACCUAGAUGAAAUCUUACAUAAGACAUUUAAAAUACUCAUUAUAUUCAAUUCUAGUAUUAAUCCAUUCGUUUAUGCUUCUACAAAUGAAUUAUAUCGCAAUGGCCUCUUUAAAUUAUUUGCCUAUUCAAGAUGGCGCUGUUAUAGCAGUUCCAAAGCUUAA
This is a messenger RNA of Trichoplax adhaerens, 963 nucleotides long. RefSeq lists its product as uncharacterized. Gene Ontology annotation, molecular function: G protein-coupled receptor activity. Gene Ontology annotation, cellular component: membrane. NCBI's taxonomy places the organism in Eukaryota, Metazoa, Placozoa, Uniplacotomia, Trichoplacea, Trichoplacidae. The coding region runs from base 1 to 963 and encodes 320 amino acids. The transcript has a single exon. The record is from RefSeq and is a predicted model, not a curated record. Gene Ontology annotation, biological process: G protein-coupled receptor signaling pathway.